Molecule: messenger RNA, 1445 nt
Organism: Cantharellus anzutake
Lineage: Eukaryota; Fungi; Basidiomycota; Agaricomycetes; Cantharellales; Hydnaceae
Product: lysophospholipase
Exons: 7
Coding region: 267-1208 (313 amino acids)
Cellular component (GO): membrane
Molecular function (GO): lipase activity
Source: RefSeq, a predicted model, not a curated record
GAACGCCCGAUGCACACUGAUGGCACCAGGAAUUGGUUUCGAUAAACAUUUAGGAUGGGCCAUAUCAUGAAACUGAUUAGGAUCCCGAGGGGGGGCGUGGCAGGCAUUCGCGUUUUAGUAACUCCUAUGAUUCAUUUACAUUCAAUCAGACAAGCCUCGAAACUCUUCAUUGCUGCAACCGAGUCGGGAAAUCGAUCCAAGCCAUUUGCUUCCGGAGAGACGACAUUCUCACGCCCUUAAUUAUCUCUCGAACACUCACUCUCAUCAUGGCAGCCCCAUACAAGGAAGCUUGGAUUACAGGCUCGCAUGAUAAUUCCCCUUUCUACACUAGAACAUAUGACCUACCUGAUGCUCAGGUUAGACCUAAGGCUCAUCUAAUAUUCAUCCAUGGAUUCAUCGAACACAUUGGGCGGUACUCCUCGAUCUUCCCUAGCUGGGUUGAACGUGGCAUCACUGUCUUCGCCUUCGACCAACGGGGUUUUGGGUUAACUGCUACGGACAAGGAUAACAAAAGCACUAAAGCUAGCUACAGUAAGACAAGUUGGAAGGACCAGAUGGAAGAUAUAUCCUUCUUCAUCCUUAGAGAGCGAGAGAGGCUUGGGCCUAGUAUUCCGUUCUUCCUCAUGGGUCACUCCAUGGGAGGCGGUGAGGUGUUAGGUUUCGUUUGCGCUCCACCAGUGCAUGUGAAGGCUCUCGGAGAACUGAAAGGGAUUAUUGCAUCGGCACCUAUGCUUCGUGAAACGAAACCUUCCCCGGUAUGGCAGGUCUUCCUUGGCGGUCAACUCGCCAAACUACUUCCUCACAAGGAGGUGCCUGUUCCAUUAAACUCAGCAGAUUUGAGUCAUGACCCCGUAGUCGUUGAGAAAUAUGAUAAUGACCCCCUUGUUCGCAAGUUCGGCACGCUGAAGGGAGUCACAGACAUGCUCAAUCAGAAGGGAGCUGCCCUUGUGGACAAGCACUAUGUGAACUGGCCAGAACGUUUGCCUCUUCUGAUACUGCAUGGCGACGCUGACGGGAGCACUUCCCCAAGGGCAUCUAAGGAAUUCUUUGACAAACUUAAAGCGAAAGUCAAGCAUUAUUCCUCCUAUCCGGGGGCGUAUCAUGAGAUACACAAUGAACCUGGCGGUGUCUCGGACAAAUCCAUCAACGAAUGCAUUUCGUGGGUUGAAGUCCAGACCUCAAAUUCACAGGAACAACAAAAGCUUUAAAAGGGCGUUGGGGUUCUUGCGGGAAAUAAUUGUAUGAAGCUAUGCUUCUUAAAGAGUGUAAUUGCACCUCCAUCUGCACCCAAUAGAUCAUUUGUAGUCUGUAUCUACAUAUCUCCUACUGAGGCUAGACCAGUGUUUGCGGGUCAGGAGAGCCACCGACCGUGGGAAUACUACACUUUCGCCACGGCUACAAUCAACACUUAACCAUAAAACCAUGACCGACGAUUUCCUGGCCCG